Messenger RNA from Leishmania mexicana MHOM/GT/2001/U1103, 807 nucleotides. RefSeq lists its product as hypothetical. The coding region runs from base 1 to 807 and encodes 268 amino acids. NCBI's taxonomy places the organism in Eukaryota, Euglenozoa, Kinetoplastea, Trypanosomatida, Trypanosomatidae. The transcript has a single exon. The record is from RefSeq and is a predicted model, not a curated record.
AUGCGCCGAAACGACAGCAGCGAGGACGGGGACUCUCUUGGCUGCUGCGGGUUCCUAGUCUCCUGGUUUCCAGGACUGCGCUACCCCACUGCGCGUCAAACGUCUCAAGUCAGGUCAACCUCCUCCAGGUGCAGCUCUGGCUCCAUGGAUACCAAGGGUGACUCCAACGAUGUCACAGACGCGGACGACGAGAGCCUCCUGUCAGAGGAGCUACGGUCUUCGUCAACUGGAUCGUGGCGCUCCAUGGACGAUCUCCAAACCACGGAGAGUGCAGAGAGCGAUGCGCCAUCGGAGGAGUCGGACCCGCACGAGCGAGUACGACGGGCAACAGAAUCGUUCCUCCAGUGGAAAAACAAGGAGUACGUGCCGCUCAGCCUUAACGAAAAACGUGCCAUCAAGGAGUACCGCAAGGCGGUUGCACACGAGGAAGGCUCCUAUACGAGCACGCGGGCGCAACGGCAGCGGGAGGGGACUUCGAAGCAGCUCAUUUUGCGCGAGGACGAGUGGGUCGAUCUCGGUUGCCCGAACGAGGGCGGUGGGCCGGUACGGCACCGCAGUAGAAAGAUCCGCUUCGUUGCUGCGGUGAUAGCCAACAAAGUUGACGUGCAUAACGAUGGACUCGUCGUGGCGACAGACGCGGGUGAGGAGGUGCCGGAACUGCCUCGUUGCGCCUCGAUUCUUCGGAGCUCCUGCGUGGAACAUUUGACGGAGGAGCCGCCGGUGUUCGUGGAGGACUUGAUUAGCUGCAUGCUGGAGGAAGAAGGGCAAUCCUACGAGCCUGCACUGUGUCGGGACUUUCAUAGGUAG